AUGGUGGUGAUUGAGGGGGGUGCAGUAGGAAUCUCAGCAAAGGCUCCCAGCGCCCUCCCCACUCCCUACGUCGGCCCUCGGCAAACACACAUCACACAAGAACUGUCAGCGCUCUCCUCCGAGCAGCAGUCUGAGCCGGGGAGACGCCAGCAGCACAUCGGGGCGAGGCAAAGUCACGGCAAAGGGCAACACGUGCACCUGUCGGAGCCCCCUCUCCGGGGAUUGGCCAUUCAGCCAUGGGGGGAUGAAGAUGAUGGUGGCUUCCUAACUACACCUACAGGGCACUACCUGCUCCAGAGAGGUGGCCGUGGCACAUACCUUUGGUGGAUCUCCCUUGGGGAGAUGGAUCACAAUGUAACUAUGCAGAUCCCGGGGUUCCCAUUGGGCAACACCUCCAUGGGGAUAGAAGGGCUCAGUGAGGACGACAAUGCCAGCCUACCCAUGGAUGGCUUGAAAUGUUUCCAGAUCCUCGUUGCCACCAUCUACUCGUUGGUCUGUGCGUUGGGGCUGAUGGGCAACUUCUUUGUGAUGUACCUGAUCAGGGCCAAGAGGGCCACGGGACUGACGGCCAUUGACGUUUUCAUCUUCUGCCUGGCUUUGACCGAUUUCCAGUUUGCCCUCACGAUGCCGUUUUGGGCCGUGGAUGCCCUUUUGGACUUCAGCUGGCCCUUUGGACACCCCAUGUGCAAGAUUGUCCUGACCAUGACCGUCCUGAACGUCUACGUGACUGUUUUCCUGCUCACCGCUAUGGCCAUCACCAGGUACUGGGCCGUUGCUUCUGCGUUGAGUCUCCGGGGCCGAGUGUCCACCUCCGCUGCCAAGGGGAUCAGCUUGGCUCUGUGGUUGGUAGCUCUGGUUGCCACCAUCCCCACCACCAUCUUUGCCACCACUUUCCCAGUCUUGGGGGAGGAACUCUGCCUUCUCAAAUUCCCAGAGAACAAGUGGCUGGCCACUUACCACCUCCAGAGGGUCAUUGUUGGGUUCGUCAUCCCUUUCCUGCUCAUCUCCACCUCCUACAUCAUGCUCCUGAGCUUCCUCAGGCAGCACAAGGUCAAUGCCAACAACAGAGACCGGCAGAGCCGCAUUAACAACUCUGUGCAGCUGGUCAUUAUGGUCUUCUUCAUCUGCUGGUUCCCCAACCAUGCCGCCACCUUCUGGGGGAUCCUAAUCAAGUACAGAGCGGUGCAGUGGAGCGACGCUUUCUACUUCUUCCAUACCUACGUCUUCCCGGUCACCCUGUGCCUGGCCCAUUCCAACAGCUGCCUGAAUCCCAUCAUCUACUGCCUGAUGAGGAAAGAGUUCAGAAAGGCUCUGAAGGCCUCCUUUUGGCAGCUGUAUUCGUUUGCCGCCUCCUUUUGGCCAUCUUGGUCACCCAAAAGAACUACCUCAGACCAGGAGACCAUGGUGCCCUUGUACAGGGAGACCAGCCUCCCCAAUGUAGGUUCCAGGGACUACGCCGUUACCUCUGUGUGCACCAUAACCACCAUUCAGGAGUUCACCACCAAAGACCAAAGCCACCAGAACACCGGACAGAGAAGACAGGACACCGCCACGGUAUAGGGCCACCACACUGACUAAGUAGCCCCAUCCAAGGCGGAUAGUUUGGAGAGGAACGCAUCUCAUAGGUGCUUUCCAAGGAGACUCUUUCCAAGCUUUGGCCGCAAGGUCUUAAUAGGCGCUUAAAAGCUUCAAUUGGCGCCAUUUAUCAAGCGAUGCCAGGCGGCCGAUUGGCUCUUGGUAAACAGAUUUAUUGAGCGGCGCUUGGGGAAUAAUUGAGUCUGUUGCUCGGUUUAUUAACUGUUUCAGACCUUUCCUACUUGUCUCGUU
Molecule: messenger RNA, 1827 nt
Organism: Xenopus tropicalis (tropical clawed frog)
Lineage: Eukaryota; Metazoa; Chordata; Amphibia; Anura; Pipidae
Gene: rxfp4
Product: relaxin family peptide/INSL5 receptor 4
Exons: 2
Coding region: 1-1560 (519 amino acids)
Biological process (GO): signal transduction; G protein-coupled receptor signaling pathway; chemokine-mediated signaling pathway
Cellular component (GO): membrane; plasma membrane
Molecular function (GO): G protein-coupled receptor activity
Source: RefSeq, a predicted model, not a curated record